Molecule: messenger RNA, 3784 nt
Organism: Lytechinus variegatus (green sea urchin)
Lineage: Eukaryota; Metazoa; Echinodermata; Echinoidea; Temnopleuroida; Toxopneustidae
Product: cyclin-L1-like
Exons: 10
Coding region: 17-1630 (537 amino acids)
Biological process (GO): regulation of transcription by RNA polymerase II
Cellular component (GO): nucleus
Molecular function (GO): cyclin-dependent protein serine/threonine kinase regulator activity
Source: RefSeq, a predicted model, not a curated record
CAUUGUGCAUCUGCGCAUGCGCGUGCCCGACGAUUUCUUGGCGAUUGCAAGUAUGGCGGACGACGACAAGACUCCAUCAAAGAACUCCGAAAUACCAUCGUAUGGAAAUGUUAUAAUUACACUCGACAAUGUUCUUAUUCCUGACGCAAAACUUUCACAAACUCCUUCUGCCAACGAUGGACUUGAUAUGGAGACGGAGAUGGAUCUGAGAAUCCUUGGAUGUGAAUUCAUUCAGACGGCUGGUAUUCUUCUCAAACUUCCUCAGGUUGCAAUGGCCACUGGACAAGUACUAUUUCAAAGGUUCUACUACUCAAAGUCAAUGGUUAAGCAUAAUAUGGAGACAGUUGCCAUGGCUUGCAUUAACCUGGCUUCAAAGAUAGAAGAGGCACCGAGGAGGCUGAGAGAUGUUAUCAAUGUGUUCCAUCAUAUACGACAGAAAAGGAACAAAAAAGCCGCUGAACCUAUUAUAUCUGACCAAAAAUAUAUCAACCUGAAAAAUCAGGUGAUCAAGGCUGAACGAAGAUUACUGAAGGAGCUUGGCUUCUGUGUCCAUGUCAAGCAUCCACACAAGAUGAUAGUGACGUACAUACAGGCCUUGGAGUGUGAGGAGAACACUCAACUUGUCCGUACAGCAUGGAACUACAUGAACGACAGUCUUCGGACAGAUGUCUUUGUUCGCUACUCACCAGAGACGGUGGCUUGUGCUUGUAUAUCUCUGUCUGCGAGACAAAUAGGACUACCUCUACCAAGUAACCCACCUUGGUAUGGAUUAAUGGGAGCUAAAGAUACUGAUGUUGAAGAUAUCUCCCUCACCAUACUCAGAUUGUACACUAGGACAAUUAAAAGCUAUGAAUUCUUGGACAAGAAGGUAGAGCGAUGUCGUAUGAUCAUCCAGGAAGCUAAACUCAGGGCCAAAGGUCAACUGACGGAGUCUGGAGCCAACAGCCAGGCUGGGACCCCUAGUAGCUUCUCACCUCACACAUCAAGACCAAAUUCACCAAAAGCGAACCACGAGUCUCCAGGUUUACCUAGGAUGUACAAAGUCAACUCCAAUUCUAUCAAGGAAGAACCUCACUCGGGAUCAGCCGGAAGCAACAAAAGCAGAGAAAAUGGUAAAGUGGACAAGCACAAGAGAAGCCCAUCUUCAUCUAUCUCUAGCAGAAGUCGUCGGUCUUCAAGUAGAGGUCGUAGAUCAGACAGCCGUGACUCGGUUGUGGAUAGGCAUUCGUCACGAGAUCGAAGUUCACGUAGCAGAAGCACCUCCCCUCGCAAUAAUCGCAAACGACAAUCCAGCAAGCGCAAGAGAGACGACCACAAGCGCGGCCGACGAGACCGCUCCUCCAGUCCCAAACACCGGCACAGCCACAAGCAGAAGCGUAGCCGGACGCCACCCCGAGGGUAUGGCAGCCGGAGCAGAUCGAGGUCGCGUAGUCGGUCGCGAGAGCGUCGGCAUAAGCACCACUAUAGUCCAUACAAUGACUCUGCCAAAGAAUCUCACUCCCGUCAUAAAAGCAGGAGUAAACAUAGAAGGGAGCGGUCCAGAUCCCGCUCUAGAUCGCCGAUUGCGCGUUCUCGCAAAUCCAAAAGAGACUCUGGUCGAUCCCAUGCCAAUGACCAUCGGAGAAGAUGACAUCCGUUUAUUACUGUGCCUUAAAUAAUGUUUUAUUAUCAGUGUUAAUCCAAUUUAUAAUGUGUACGUAAAAUGUAAACAGGAUUGUCUUUAUACUACAGUACCAGUUAUACUUAAUGUAAAGAUUUUAUAUGAAGAGAAAAAGGUAGCGUCAAUAUUACAUGUUGACUUGUGAAUCGUCAAAUUGCUCAGGAGGAACUUACUGUUUGUGUGUUCAAAGGAUAUUGAAGACAAGUUUUUUUUAUAGAAUGGUAAUUGACAUGCAUGUGCUUAUAAGAAAGGAAAUGGUAAUUAAAAGGGGGUGCAGCUUUGAAGUGGAUCCUUCAUUCUUGAAAUACAUGCUGCUUAGUCAUAAUGAAAGAGUAACGUGCUUGGAUUAUUUUAUCACAAUAUUGACUUAUGUAGAAAGCAUACUGGACUUUGCUGCUAUUAUUGUAGUUAGAUGCAUUGUUUAUUGACCUCAUUUUCAGAUUCUAAGCAUUUAUUUAUUACUUUAGAGACAAGAUAUCUUUGUGGAUAGACCUAUUUGUGGAAAGUAAUGAAAGUGCAUUAGAGAAUCAUUUAUGUGUAUUAUCGACCCACCCCCCCCCCAUCCUUGAAUUGACUUGCCACAGGACUCCAUCAGAGUGUAUGGAUUUUACCCCCCCCCCCCUUCCCAUGCAACUCUUUCUUACUUGAAGAUAUAUGCUUUUUGCUUUAUUUCCCACAAUACCAGCUAAAUAGGUCAGGCUAUUUGUGUGAAGUGCAUGUGUAUCUUGGCAGAUUUAAUCAAUUUUUAAACAACUUUGCGCAGUCACUUUUAGAUGGUGCCUUUCAAAUUUGGUAUCACAAACUUUGCUGAAAAUUUAUUGAUAUCAAUACAAGAUGAGAACUUUUUUGUUCUUCUUCAUUUUUUGGCAGUUUGAAAUCACCCUGCUAGUUAUUGGUCAGCUAUAUUGAGGAAGCAAGGUGUUUUUAGUUAUGUAUUGAUUCAUAGAAUGACACUAUGCUAGCAUUACAUGAUUUAUUUAAUUGUGGGAGAGGGGGGGGGGCAAUUAUCAAACCACAACCAUUAAACACACAUUUUGAAAGGGGACAGGUAUUUCUACAGGUAUAUUUAUCUCAUUGCAAUAAACCACACUAGUAUAAAAUGUAUUCUUUUUUUCCAAAGCAUAGAGAUCUUGUGAGAGUGUUCGUUUGAUACUGAAAUGCUCAUUUCAAUUCUUGGGGAGAACAUUCCUUUUGUAUAAAUUUCCCGAAUGAGAGUUUGUUCUUUUUGUUUUAUUUGGACAUUUCUUUUACUAUUUGAUUGAUAUCAUAUUGUACCGAAUAGUAUUCUUGUGCUAUUUUGUUGUGUUAUCAGCAAUUUUGCUGUCUUUUCGUAAACACUACCUAUUAGAAAUAAAAUACUAAGCGAUAAGGUUCAGUUUGGGCAAGUUUCCGCUUUUGAUACUUAUUUUAACAUACUGUUAGCCAUUAAUGGUGUGAUAUUCUCAUGUAAUUACAUGAUAAUGGAUUUAAAAUUGAGCUGAAUAAUUUUGAUGAUAAUUUACAUAACUUCAAAGGCACUUCCAUGUGGUGCAUCAUAAGACAGCGACAUGAAUUGAUAAAUUGUUUUACCGACUUGUUGGAUGCUUCAUAGGUGUUUUCAAGUUACGAGCGACUGGUCAUUUUCUUUGGAGCCAAAUCAAUGCCAAUGAAAAUUUGGUGCACAUAGUUAUCACAAGAAAAGACCAUCAGUCAUAAAUUUGCCUGUAACUUCGAAUAGCUUUAUGAAACACCCUUGUGCACUGCACCAAAUUUCUUUUUCACCCCAUAGUUGAACCUUGAAUGUAUGUAUUAUUGUAAUUUGUGAAGAUGUUAUCACAGUCUCACUUCUUCCUCAACCUAGUGUAAGAUAUUUUAUGAAGAAGAAAUGGAAGAAAAAACAUGGAAAGAGACUGUAUUGUGUCUUUGAUAAGUCCAUUUGUAAUGUUUUUGAUUUUGGAUGAAAUGUUUCUUUUAUGAUAUUUGUUGAUGAAGAUUAUAAAACCACUAUUGUUAUUGCCAAGCUGUUUGAUUGUAUUGAAUUUUCUAUUGUAAUAAAAUCCUCACUUAUCUUUGUGAAUGAUAAGAAAUUUACGCUGUGUAUCACAUAAGAUUCUCAUUGGAUAUAAAACUCUGUUGAAAAACUUA